CGUAGUAGUAUCCAUUGAAAAAAAAUAAACAAACAUCUUCCGAAUUUCAACGAAAUUUUUUCCCUUUUAGAAUUUUUCAAAAGUAGUGUAGAUUCAGUAACUUGUUAUGCUCUCACGCUUCUUGCGAGUCCUUCCUCAGACUGUUACCGACAAUUUAACUGCAGCUUAUUUCAAAACUUCAGCUUGGGCUAAAUUCGGAUCUUCUCGUCAAUCGCACAGCAUUAAUCUCCGCAUCGACAUGAGUUGCUUAAAUGUGAAGAUUUUAUCGGCUCUCUCCGACAACUACAUGUACUUGAUAAUUGACCCAUCGACAAAGGAAGCGGCAAUUGUUGAUCCCGUCGAUCCGGAAUCCGUAAUUGCUGCGGUAAAAACGGAAGGCGUGAAAUUAUCGAAAGUUUUGACGACACAUCAUCAUUGGGAUCAUGCAGGCGGCAACGAGAAACUCGUCUCACUUUUCACGGAAAAUAAGUUGGAAGUGUUUGGAGGCGACGAACGAAUCGGAGCGUUGACGAAUCACGUCAAACAUGGAGACACCCUGAAAAUUGGAAAUUUGGAUGUUGAGUGUUUGCAUACGCCGUGUCAUACCUCCGGGCAUAUUUGUUACUACGUUUCGAGUCCUUUUGGCGAAAAAGCGGUUUUUACGGGAGACACGCUGUUCCUCGGAGGAUGCGGGCGCUUCUUUGAAGGAACUGCCGAGCAAAUGUACGAAGCUUUGAUCGAAAAAUUGAGCAAAUUACCGGAUGAAACGAAGGUUUUUUGUGGGCAUGAAUAUGCGAAACAAAAUUUGCUGUUUGGAUUGAAAGUUGAGCCCGAAAACGUCGAUAUUCGCAAUAAACUUGCAUGGGUUGAAGAAGUUCGUGGCGAAAAUAUCCCUUCCGUUCCAAGCUCCAUUGGAGAAGAGAAGAAAAUUAAUCCUUUCAUGCGUGUAAAUGAGCAAUCCUUGCGUGAAUACACGAAAUCGGGAGACGGGAUCUCCGCUAUGGGCGUCAUUCGUAAGGAAAAGGACUCGUUCAAGGCUUAAUUUUUGAAAUUCAGCACAUUUUUUCCAUUUUAAGACACGUCAACAGACGCUAAACGAAAUUUCUUUAUUAAUAAUGUAACAUUUUCAAGUGUUUCCAUUUCAGGGAUAAAUAGAAUCAAUUAAAUUUA
Molecule: messenger RNA, 1149 nt
Organism: Culicoides brevitarsis
Lineage: Eukaryota; Metazoa; Arthropoda; Insecta; Diptera; Ceratopogonidae
Product: hydroxyacylglutathione hydrolase, mitochondrial-like
Exons: 3
Coding region: 107-1021 (304 amino acids)
Molecular function (GO): hydroxyacylglutathione hydrolase activity
Source: RefSeq, a predicted model, not a curated record